AUGGGUGAAUCCGGCUCGCGUCGCUCCACGCUAGUCUCCCGCCUGCCCAUCUUCCGGCGGAGCAACUGCAAGAGACAGGACUCGCUGCCAUCGUCACCGUCGUCAGGGGGCAACUGCGCACACACUUCGUCGCCCUCCAGCACCAACUCCAGCUCAGGGAGCACCGGCAAACGUCGGAGUCUCUUUCGCGCACCCUCUCUGAGCUUCUCAGCCAAGCGGAGCAGCAAUCCUCGCGUCCAGCCCGUCAACUUGAACCUCACGUCGCCCUCAGUCUCUGCCCAAACCACCGAUGCCAAUGGGAACAGCCAGCAGCCGACUACUGCGUCACAGUCGGGAGGUUUUAGUGAAGCUCACACAAAGUCGCGACACUCGUUUGGCUUUGGGAGCUAUCGGCAGAAAAAAAUCACACGCUCUCAAACUGAGGAUUUCGACAAAGCCUCGGCCUCCUCUUCCACAAAUAAUCGGAACGUCUUCAUCAACUGCCUCAGUGGCUCGACGGCCAAUGAGGGCGAUGACUCAGGUUUCAUUGAAGAUUACGGCAACGGGCGCUCGUCGCGACACAAGAAACACCUGUUGCCCAAGUCCCUUUCGGCCCAUCACCGCUUUCCUCACCAGAGGCCACCAGGGGAGAAUCCUGAGAGUCCUGGCAUUGCUACAGUCACCCCGGGGACCGGAGGGCUCACCCCAGCUUCUUGUCCAAGUGACGUCGGCCUGGAGAGCUCGCUUCAGUCUCCCAUGGUAUCAGAGGAUCGCACCACAGCCAUCACCCCAUCCGAAUUCAUUCCUAUUACCGAAGACUCUGUCUCUGAGGCCGAAGCUCUGCCAGCUCCCAGUCCUGGACCGAUCCUAGUGUCUGGGCCCAUCACUGACACUGCUGCAACUGAUGGUCAACCUGUCCAAGAGACUAUAUCUUCCUCACAGGUCUACUUCAUGGAGGCUCCUCUGGGCACUGAGAAGCCAUUACUGCCUGAAACCAGCACAGCCAACAACACUGACUACGAAACGGCCGUCUCCCUCUCGGAACCAGAAACUGCUGUGCCCUGCUCGUCCCCGCGAGUGCAGUUGCCGGAUGAGAGGGACCAGCGCAAAGAAAAGGAAGAGGUGGCUGACAGAGGGACGUCGGGAAAGAAGAAUACUGAGACCACCAGUGAAAGUGAGGCGGGACCACCGAGAAGUGACAGCUGCCGUUCAUACCCAGAACAGUCGGAGAGAAGGACGAGACACACCCUGUCAGUUCACGAGAGAGGAACCUUUUGUGGCUGCCGAGAACCCAGAUCCUGUCACAUAAGGAAACCACAUACAGCCUCGCUGUGCAGCAGUGUUAGCCCCUACCAUGAGGUGAUGCGCUUGGAGAGGCGCUUGCGUUCCUCUUCUGAAGGGGCUGGCGGUCCUCGUAUCCACAGCAAUCAUCGGGACACCCCUGGCAUGGAGGGAUGUGGCCUGCUGAAACACAGGAACAACUCUUCAUCUUCCAAACUAGGAAGUUUGGACGUCCUGAAUAAUUUGGGCUCUUCUGAGCUGGAUGAAGAUGACCUCAUGUUGGAUCUGGACCUGUCUGAUGAUCAACGCCAUCGUUACGUUUCUAGGCAGGACUCCAGUCAGUCUUUGGCAUCCUGUCUCAACUUGCUCCACUCCCCUAUCGACCAAUCAGGAGAUCGCAUACCAGUGAAAGACAAUUGUUACAGAGAGCUCCGACGUCCGACGAGUCUGCUGCCUGGUGACUGCAGCUCUGCUAUGCUUUUGGGGAGGGAAGACGAGCCAUUGCCCCCUGGAGUGGAGACCUUACCUUGGAGACUGAUGCAGCAGGACUGCACAGCUGUUAAGACCCUACUUUUGAGACUGAGGCGCACCCUGCAGGAGAGUACCGAGACAAGUCCUGCUAGCAGUCUUCAGUCCCUACCUAUUAGCCCGUGCAGUGAAAAGUCUCUUCCAUUUAAGGACUGGAACAGAGAAGAGGCGUUGCUGCAGCAACUGAAGGAGAAAGACGAACUGAUUCUCCGACUGCAGAGUGAACUGGAGAGUGCCAAAGCCCUGAAAAUGAAAGACGGCCGUGCGAGCGACCGUGCCACACAGACAGAGCACAUGGGCCCUGAAACUAACAAAUACAGUGGUUGGUCGGGUGGGCCAGGCUCAGGCUCAUCUUCUUCCUUGAGCAGCAGCAGCAACAGCAGCCCGCCACAACCAAAGGACCGAAGGGCAGCGCGAGCCGGGGUUGCCCCAUCUCUUCUGCCUCACGCAGGGGACCCCGCUAAUUCCUCCCGCCACCCGCUAUCUCUCGGUUCCGCCAGGGAGGAGAAUUACUGCAACCCACCAGUCGGCGCCCCAAACAUGGCCGCCCAUUCCUUCAUUCCUGCGGCCCAACCCCGCGUGAUGUCAUCUUUAACCAGCAGGCAGCCGGAUAGAGUUUCAUCUUCCUCGGAGUCUUUAGGAGGAAGUUUGGCAUCUCGCAAAGGGGAGCAACAGCAUAUCAGUCAUAUCCCCCGGGCGGUGGGCGCCUCCUCCUCCAGCUUGGCCAGUAGGGGGAGCAUCUCUUCGUCAGGCAUCCCCUCACCCCAGAAGCCUUCUUCCACCUCUUCUUCCUCGUCCUCCUCCACUUCCUCGCCCUUCACGGGCCGACUGGGGCAGCCACCCAGGGGCCCGCUGUCCUUGCACAGCUACUCUCGUAAAAAUGUCUUCCUCCAGCACUCCCUGCACACCACCGACCUCCAGACGCUCACACAGAGAGACGCUUGA
Nerophis lumbriciformis (worm pipefish) is the source of this 2733-nucleotide messenger RNA. The record is from RefSeq and is a predicted model, not a curated record. NCBI's taxonomy places the organism in Eukaryota, Metazoa, Chordata, Actinopteri, Syngnathiformes, Syngnathidae.